AUGAUCGGGGCCGUCCAAUUAGGACUCUUGGCGGCCUGUAUUGUUCUCUUCGUGCCCAUGGGCAUGGCCGGUUGGCAUCUCAGCCGCAACAAGAUGCUCUUCUUCAGCUGCGCCCUUUUCAUCACUCUCGCCGUCGGCGUCCAUUUAAUGCCCUAUUUCCCUAUGAUCUCCGCUUUUCUGUCGCCGUCGCAGGUAAUCAUUUCUUCGCAUCGCGACUCUUGCGUGCCCUUCCUUCAUAAUGUUGUGUAUACCGACAGCAAAGAGUGUGACGACGAUGGCCCUUUUAUCAAUAAUCACGAGAUGGGUUGUAAGAAGUCAUGGGAUUGGAUCCAGACCGGUCGGGUCGCCGAGUGCGAGUUUCAGAAGCUGAAGAAAUCGGACGCAUCGGAUUUGUUAAACGGUUCAUGGGUAGUUGUUGCUGGGGAUUCUCAGGCGAGGUUGAUGGCUGUUUCAUUGUUGAAAUUAGUAUUGGGACCCGAGAGCUUGGAGAAGGUAAGAGGUGAUUUGUUCAAGCGGCACAGUGAUUACUCGAUGAUGGUCGACCAGAUCGGGAUGAAGCUGGAUUUCAUUUGGGCUCCUUAUGUUGGGAAUUUGACUGAACUGAUGUUACUCUUCAAAAAGAACAAGAACUUGCCGGAUGUUUUGGUGAUGGGGGCAGGCUUGUGGGACAUGCUGCACAUUAACAAUGCCUCUGAAUAUGGUGCCUCUUUGCGAGUUUUGAAAAAUAACGUGCUGGCUCUUAUCCCGGUUUCCUCGAAUUUGGAUUCUGAUGUUGAAGAAGGGCCUAAAUCGGAGGCCCGUUUGCUGCAUUUGUUCUGGGUUGGGAUGCCAACUUUGAUAACAUCAAUGUUGAACACAGAUGCUAAGAGGGAGAGAAUGACGGGCUUGAUGUGCAGUGCGUAUGAAGAUGAGACAAAAAAGAGCCAGAUUUUGCGCCAAGGUGGGGGACCUCUUUUGAAGCUCGAUAUUCGUCUGUUGAGUGAUUUGUGUGGCCCUCUAUGCUCGGCUGAUGGGAUGCAUUAUGAUGGGGUUGUUUAUGAUGCUGCUGUUCAAAUAAUGUUGAAUGCCUUGAUAAUUGAAUCUGAUCAAAAGCUCCUGAGAUGA
Messenger RNA from Striga hermonthica, 1104 nucleotides. Lineage: Eukaryota; Viridiplantae; Streptophyta; Magnoliopsida; Lamiales; Orobanchaceae. The record is from the annotation of a GenBank genome assembly.